AGCUGCGGCGGCGGUCACAAACGUUUCACGCCGUCCGACAGCAACAGACGUCGCGAGCGCGCAUCACGUCGACUCUCAUCAACAGGUGCUUCAGCCCUUCCGCCCCUCUACACACGACUCGGUUUGUUGUACGCGUUUUGACGGACGUCCGCGCCCUGUCCGACGACAGACGUUGUUUACCGUCUCGCCGGCAAGUGCGCACGGGAAACGAUCCCCAUUGGUAACCUACAAAUAGGGGAAGUUUUCGCGAACGCACGGGGUGUCACGCUGCGAAACGAUACGAUCGCCGUCAUGUCAACGUGCAGAAGUCUGCCGACUUGCAGCCACGCGACCCGUGGAAAACGCCGUUGACGGGUGCUCGAAGUCGUCGAACGCCUUCCGCCGCGGGUGAGCGUCCGUUCCGGGUGCAGCCGCCGCCGCCGCCGCCGCCGCCACUGCAGCCGCUGCCGCCCCUCGUCGGCGGGAUCGCGCCCUCCGACACCAGUACAGCUACGCGAUGGCCCGACCCGGCGUGGUGGCGCCCCUCAUCCAGUUGCUGCUGUGCGCGGCCGCUCUGCGACCCGCCUCCGUGAUGGUCAAUGGCCAAGACGCAGACUCACUGGCCAGCAGCUUUUUCUCAGGUUUGCUGGACACCAUCACCAGCACGGCGGACAGCAAGGACUGUCCGGGCGUUUGUGUGCACACGCUGGCCACUCUCAUAUGCUACGAAGUGCUGGAAAACGUUAAGUGUCCCAGCCCGACGAUGCGGUGCUGCGUCGAACCUCCUCCAUUACCGGCCAACAGUACUGCAGUUGCCGCCAACAAGGUAGUCCAAACGACCCCGGCCGCCGCGUCCAGCACCCGGCCUCAAACGGUCUCCUCUAGCAGCCAACAGCAGAGGCCGGCCGUUAAUUCGUCGUCCACGGACAAUCCGGGCAUCGUGUGUCCGGGAGUGUGUGUGGCCGAGAGAAUAGCCGACUACUGCGAAGCCGUUCUGAACGUGACGGAGAUGUGCAAGACGGGUCUUCGGUGUUGCGUGUCCAAGGACGCAUUCGCCGGCGCCGAACAUCUGGUCGUGUUGGACAGGAACUCGACCAGGAUCAGCCUGAACAACGCCCCGCACCGGCCGCCUCCACCGUCGUCCACCACGACAACGGCGGCGACGACGACGACAGCGGCCGUGGACACCUCAGCGUCUGCGGCCGCGCCUGCGCCGCCUGUGGGCAGCAAACAGUGUCGCGGCGAGUGCGUCAGCGGGUUGUUCGCCCUGUUCUGCGACGACGUGGACGCCGAAGCGUACUGUCCCGGCGACGACAGCAGUUGCUGUGUCACCGCGCCCGCCGACGGACAGUCUGGUCAACAACAGCAGCAGCCGCCGCCGCCGCCGCCGCCACGUCCCACCCAGCCGUCCAAACAAUCGUCGGCCAGGCCACCACCGUCUACCACCACGGCCACGGGCCGACCGUUACCCAAGUGCCCGGGCUUCUGUCUGCUCAACCUGAUGGCCGCUUUCUGCGAACGACCGUCAGUGCUGGUCUCGUACACGUCCACGUGUAAACAGGGUUCGGUGUGCUGCGACAACACCAAAGCGGCCGCACCGUCCACCGCGCACGCCACGCAAAAACCCAAACCCCGGCCGCCCGCGCCCACUACCACCACAGUGGCCACGCCACCCGCACCGCCCGACGAUCGGCCAGAGUGCCCGGGAUCGUGCAUCGUCCCUUACUUAUCGUUCACAUGUUUCAGAAACGCUGAAAUGACAGACGUAUUCAAAUGCCGAAAACCAGGGACGCAGUGUUGUGCUUCAAAAACACAAAUCCGCGAAGUCGUUGAACAGAAGACUGGAGUCAUCAACAACUUGGUCAAUCCGCCUCAAUCCACUCCGCCAACCUACGGUGGAUUUACGCAUAGAAACGACACCGUACCGCAGUUUAGGCCGCACGUGCCGAGUUCGUUGCAAGUGUACACCCCGUCUCCAGUCGAUUAUUCGGCGAAUCCUACAGUGUCCACGUUGACCACGUCAAAUCCUGUACCUUCCAAACCGUCGACGUACAGCAAGUACGUGUGUGGCGUAAAAGGAACGUCUAGGACGAGGACGUCGAGAGUAGUCGGUGGUGAAGACGCGGACGCGGCCGAGUGGUGUUGGCAAGUGGCGUUGAUCAACUCCUUAAACCAAUAUCUGUGCGGAGGAGCAUUGAUCGGCACUCAAUGGGUGUUGACUGCAGCGCAUUGCGUUACAAAUAUUGUGAGGUCCGGUGACGCGAUCUACGUGCGGGUGGGCGACCACGACCUGACCCGAAAGUACGGAAGUCCGGGAGCACAGACACUUAGGGUGGCCACCACGUACAUCCACCACAACCACAAUUCACAGACUCUGGACAACGACAUCGCCCUGCUAAAACUCCACGGUCAGGCCGAGCUCAAGGAUGGCGUGUGUCUGGUGUGCCUGCCGGCUAGGGGUGUCAGCCACGCGGCCGGCAAGCGGUGCACGGUCACCGGAUACGGAUAUAUGGGCGAAGCAGGUCCGAUCCCGUUGCGCAUCCGGGAAGCCGAGAUCCCGGUGGUCAGCGACACGGAGUGCAUCCGCAAGAUAAACGCGGUCACCGAAAAGAUAUUCAUACUUCCGGCCAGCAGCUUUUGUGCCGGCGGUGAGGCCGGAAACGACGCCUGUCAGGGAGAUGGCGGUGGACCUCUUGUGUGUCAAGACGAUGGAUUUUUCGAAUUGGCUGGAUUGGUGUCUUGGGGUUUUGGAUGCGGCAGAAUAGACGUACCAGGUGUCUACGUUAAGGUUUCGUCAUUCAUUGGUUGGAUCAAUCAAAUUAUAAGUGUAAACAAUUUAUAAUUUUAAACAUUCAAACAUUAGUUUGUAUUAGUUCAAAUUAAAGUCGAAUAUUGUUUAAAUUUAACUUAAGUUCAUCAAUAAUUUAUUUAUUUAUUAUUUAUUUUGUAUAUAAACCUUAAAAUUAAUUUCUAUGAUUAAAAUGACAUAAAAUAUAUUAUAUACAUUCUCGUAUAACCGUAUUAUUUGCGCAAUUUGUAAAUAUAAAAUAAAACCUUAAUUUGCGUAUUAAGUAAGUAUAAAAUUGACAUCGGUGACGUAUAAUUGUAAUACAAAUAUUUUGCCAAUAUUCAUGAUAUUAGCUAUAAGAAAAUAUUGGUGUAUUCAAAAAUAUAUGUUCAACAAAUUACAUUUAUCACAAAUCAUUUUAAUUAUAUCCAUUAAUGUUUUAUGUUUAAAUAAAUAAAUCAUUGUAUUAGAUAUAUUGAAUUUAAAAAUGUGUAAUAAUUUUAUAUAAUUAGACACUUUAUACAUUAAGGGCAAAUUAAGUUGGAAUUGAAUUUUUAGA
Molecule: messenger RNA, 3326 nt
Organism: Myzus persicae (green peach aphid)
Lineage: Eukaryota; Metazoa; Arthropoda; Insecta; Hemiptera; Aphididae
Gene: mas
Product: serine proteinase stubble
Exons: 8
Coding region: 497-2821 (774 amino acids)
Biological process (GO): proteolysis
Molecular function (GO): serine-type endopeptidase activity
Source: RefSeq, a predicted model, not a curated record